Molecule: messenger RNA, 3500 nt
Organism: Amyelois transitella
Lineage: Eukaryota; Metazoa; Arthropoda; Insecta; Lepidoptera; Pyralidae
Gene: Cnot4
Exons: 18
Coding region: 315-3158 (947 amino acids)
Biological process (GO): protein ubiquitination
Cellular component (GO): CCR4-NOT complex
Molecular function (GO): RNA binding; ubiquitin-protein transferase activity; metal ion binding
Source: RefSeq, a predicted model, not a curated record
AGUUGUCUAUGGAAACACAGAACGGAAUCUUGUAAAAAGAUUAGGCCAUUUCAUAAAACAAAUGUAUAGUAACUCGCAGAAAAUAUCUUCGGGACACUUGUAUUUAUUUCAGCUUUGCAUUUUAUUUUAAAUUGAAUUGUGAGCAGCAUUGUAGGUCCAUUGAAAAGGAUUCAUCUUCGACUUGCGGAAGGGUUAGCAGUCUUGAUUCUGCAAUAGAAAAGAUUGCAUUGAGAGGAGACGUAAGAUUACAGUGUAAGCUGACAUUAGUUUGCGUUAUACUGGAGGCUACGGAACCUUUGGCGUCUGGGGCUAGGAUGUCAGUACUGAAUCAGAGCGGAGAAGAGCAGGUGGAAUGUCCCCUGUGUAUGGAACCCCUGGAAGUGGACGACCUUCACUUCUACCCGUGCACAUGUGGUUAUCAAAUAUGCCGGUUUUGCUGGAAUCGUAUUCGGGAGGGCGAGAACGGUCUGUGCCCGGCGUGUCGGAAGGCCUACCCGGAGAACCCCGCAGACUUCACUCCGCUCAGUCAGGAACAGGUGGCAGCGAUAAAGACGGAGAAGAAAGCGCGCGAGCAGAAACGGCGGAACAAGACGUUGGAGUCCAGACGCGCCCUCGCCAACGUGAGGGUCGUACAGAACAACCUCGUGUUCGUGGUGGGGCUCCCUGUGCGGCUGGCGGACCCCGAGAUCCUCAAACGGCAAGAGUACUUUGGAAAAUACGGAAAAAUCCACAAAGUAGUUAUAAACCAAAGUACCGCGUACGCAGGCUCACAGGGCCCGUCCGCGUCCGCGUACGUGACGUACGUGUCGCCGGCGGACGCGCUGCGCGCCAUCCAGGGCGUCAGCAACGUGGCGCUGGACGGCCGCGUGCUCAAGGGCUCGCUCGGCACCACCAAGUACUGCGCCAACUUCAUGAAGAACCAGCCCUGCCCCAAGCCCGACUGCAUGUACCUCCACGAGCUAGGUGAUCCUAAAGCGUCGUUCACGAAGGAGGAGAUGCACGCGGGGCUGCACCAGGUGUACGAGCGGAAGUUGCACAACCAGUUGCAGCAAGCCACUCGCGACACGCCCACAGACAAACAAUACAGCAGUUCAGGUAAUUCUAGUACGAGCGCAGAAAAAAGCAGUUCAAAAGAUGGCAAUCAAUCAAAUAACAGUCAGGCGGCAGCGGUCACAUCACCUAAUAUAAAUGUAGUCAAUUCAUCUAAAUCUAAAAAGGAGUGUAACGGCGUCAGCGAGAGCGGGGCGGGCGGCGACAAGAGCGGCAAGGAGGCGUGGCCCAGCCUGGCCGAGCCGCCCGCGCCCGCCAGCCCCGCGCCCGCCCCCGCCGCCCGCAACAAGUCACAAGAAAACGGCACAUCAGAAUCUUCCAGUCCCACACAACUCACACAGCAGGCUCAAACGAACACAAAAAGCAACAAAGACCACACGGACAAAACGAGAAGCAAGGACAGCACAAACCCUCAGCCCAACAAGAAAAGUAAAUCCGACAAGAAGAAAAGCAAUAGUAUUAACGACGAAGACAAAACAGAGAAACACACGCAGAGUAGUAGCACUAGCACUGUAUUCGAGGCCGAUUCCCACCAGUACUUGACGAACGAAUUGGACGAGUUGGAGUCGGACAGGCACAGCCUUCUCGAGAACCACGACUUAUUAGAUAAUAGCGAACACAACCUACUAGAGGACGACACACACAGCCUGCUGACGGACCCCAAUAAUGACGUCAUGAUGAUGCUCAGACACAAGGAAAUGUUCGCGGGCUUAGUCGAGAACAACAUGGCGAAACCGCUGAACGGUUACGGUUUAUUAGACAGAGACACGAUCAGUUAUUUAGGUAAUGAUAGGCAAAUUAGUCAAAAAAUUCCGAUGGGCAAAGUGGAGAGGGACCUGAGAAGAGAGGAGAUGCUGCGGCAGAACGAGAUGCUGGCGCGGCAGCGCGCCCUGGAGCACAAACACUACUUGCCCGCCGCCAGUAUAGCGAUGGAUUCCGCUAGUGAAAUGUUAGGUGCUAAUUAUCAUCCAAAUCCCAGUAUGCUUCCACCGUUCGGCAUGCGCAUAGACAAUUCAAUGGGCACAAGUUUAGGCAUGAACACAAUGGCCAAUAUGAACACCAACCUAGCCAACAAUAUGCCCAGCAGUUUGACCAACAAUAUACCCAAUAAUCUGACUAGCAAUCUCCCUAAUGGCUUGACUAAUAGUCUUCAAAAUGGUAUGGUGAAUAAUAUGACAAAUAGUUUGGUAAACAAUAUGCCAAACAGUUUGGUCAAUAAUAUGCCAAGCAGUUUGGUCAAUAAUAUGCCAAACAGUUUGGCCAAUAAUAUGCCAAACAGUUUGGCCAAUAAUAUGCCAAAUAGUUUGGUUAAUAAUAUGAGCAAUUUGAAUAAUAUGCAAAGCAAUAUGAAUAGUAUUCCGGCCGGGUUUAUGAUGCACAAUCAAAUGUUGGGCCAACAACAACAACAACAGAUGCAACAGAAUGCACUCGUCAACGGGUUCGAUGCGCCACAGUCUAGCGAAGGACGAUAUCUCGCUGAGAACAUGGAUAAAUUCUUCACGGACUUCCACAAAGCGCAGCAGCGCAGGCUCAUGCUGUCGCGCGAGGAGCUGGAGCCGCAGCAGCCGCACAUGUUCGCCAGGAACAUGCUCAGCGCCGAGAGACUGGAGAUGGAGCACAAACAGAGAAUGAACAACCUGCGAGUGGGCGAGAGCAGCGCACGCGCCGCCGGCGACGGGGACGACGACCUGGACUUCGACCCCUUCAAGGAGACGCAGAAGGCGCUGCAGGAGAUGAUGGAGACCGAGAUGAUGCAGGGCGUCUCCAGCGGCGACAACAUGGAGCGCGUGCGGCGCGCGCGCCUGGCGCCGCCCGGCUUCGGCCACCUCGGGCUGCCGCAGCCGCGCCCCGUCGCCCACCACGCAGGUUACACAUCUCAGCAGAACUCGUUCUCCGACUGGACGCAGCUGGACCCGGCCAUCGUGUCCACGUCCGUCAGCAGAGCCAAGGGCGCGCCACAGGGCUCGCUCACGCAUCAGCAGCAGGAGCUGUUCGCGCAGUUCAGCCAGCUGUCGGCGGGCGGCUGGGCGCCGCGCUUCGUGCCGCUGCCGCCCGGCUUCGCGCCCGCCAAGCGCCCGCUGUCCAAGGAGUGCAUCGACGCCAAGUAGACCGCAGCGCACACGUUUUCUACAAGAUAUACCCGUUUCCGUUGGUCGUGUCAUCGAGAAAUCUUUGUAUUAAGAAGAGCAUAUUUUAAACGAGAGAAAUAUGAUAACAAAGGAAUUUGUAAAAUAAAUUAACAUAUUUGUUUUAUUUAAAAGAAAAUACGUUAUAUAUAUAUAAAGUUUGAUUUUCUUUUCGGUUUCGGUUUCAUAACUCGCUGUGACCUCUCUUUUUCUUUGUUUCGUGUAUAUGUAUAUUCGUUAUUAUAUUAUAUAUUUACUACAAUCAUAUCCCUGUUAUGACAGAUUAUAUUUUCUAUAUUAAAAUGAGAUGCCAAUAACUCGCUG